Geodia barretti is the source of this 1455-nucleotide messenger RNA. The record is from the annotation of a GenBank genome assembly. Lineage: Eukaryota; Metazoa; Porifera; Demospongiae; Tetractinellida; Geodiidae.
AUGUCAGUCAUGAUCCUGAUCCUGUCCGUCCUGGCGGCAGCGGGGUUAACAACAGGUUUAAUCGCAGUGGCCUGGCUACUGCUUAGCACCAGAAAAAACGGUAACAAAAUCCAACGCAGCCAAGAGGAAGCUGCCGCAUCUGUUUCCAACGCUCAGGAAGAGCAGCGCCGAAUCCUACUGGCAGCCCAGGAAGAAGCUCUGAGAAUCCGUGAAGCCGGAGACCAGGAAAUAAAAAAUCAACGACGCGAACUAAAUCGAAUGGAGCGUCGUCAUACCCAGAAAGAAGAGCAGCUUGACCAACGGUCAUCGGGGCUCGACCACCAGGAAUCCGAAAUCGAACGACGCGAGUCAAUCGCCCAAUCCGCCCUGCAACAGGCGGAGGAUGUUAAAGAACAGCAUACCCGGGAGUUGGAACGCAUCGCAUCCCUCACUAUCAGUGAAGCACGAGACAUUGUUCUCAAGCGGAGCGAAGACGAAGCAUCCCACGAACUGGCGAAACGUUAUUACGAGCUCGAGAAGGAGCAUCAACUCCGAGCGGAUGACAACGCUCGCCGCAUCAUCACAUUAGCUAUCAACCGUCUGGCUACCGACGUCGUUUCGGAAAGCACGACAUCUGUUGUUCCCCUGCCUAACGAUGAGAUGAAAGGCCGUCUCAUCGGCCGUGAAGGACGUAACAUACGGGCUCUAGAAGCCCAGACCGGAGUCGACAUCAUCGUUGACGAUACGCCAGGUAUUGUCACGCUCUCCUGCUUCGACCCGGUUCGCCGAGAAAUCGCCAAACUGGCGCUGACCCAACUCGUCAGGGACGGUCGCAUUCAACCGGCCCGUAUCGAGGAAAGUGUAACCCGCGCCAUCAGAGACAUAGAAGAAACCAUGUGGAAGGCCGCUACGGGGAAAACGUGCUGGACCCAUUCCAUCGAAGUCGGCCUGCUGGCUGGAAUGUUGGCAUCAGAAGUCGGCGCCAACGUGCAAACCGCACGCGCCGGUGGCUUGCUGCACGACAUCGGCAAGGCCAUGACCCACGAGAUUCCCGGCCCCCAUGCUGAAAUCGGCUACGAUCUCACCACCCGAAACGGUGUGGCAUCAAUCGUUACCCACUGCGUGUUGGAACACCACGACGAUGAACAUUCCAGCAUCGAAUCUUUCCUCGUGGCUGCCGCCGACGGCAUCAGCGCCGCCCGGCCCGGCGCCCGCAAGGAGUCAAUCGAACAGUACACCCGUCGGCUCAAGGAACUGGAAGACACCGCCAACAGUUUCGCCGGAGUCCAGCGAGCUUUUGCCAUCCAGGCCGGCCGGGAAAUCCGCGUGAUGGUCAGCCCAACCGACGUCGAUGAUAUCGCCUGCGCCAGUCUGGCCCGCGACAUCGCCGGCAAGGUUUCUCAGGAACUCCAGUUCCCCGGGCAAAUCAAGGUUACGGUGAUUCGGGAGACCCGGGAGGAAAGCAUCGCCCGCUAG